Molecule: messenger RNA, 3157 nt
Organism: Phasianus colchicus (ring-necked pheasant)
Lineage: Eukaryota; Metazoa; Chordata; Aves; Galliformes; Phasianidae
Source: RefSeq, a predicted model, not a curated record
UCAGAAAUAAACAGCUGAUCUGCUUUCUUGGCAAGUCAGCCUGCAAAGAUGCCACUUCCCCAGGAGCACAUCCCCAUAACUCCUCCUCCUCCUCGCCUCCACCAGCAUGGGGCAAAGAAGAAGCUUCCCUUAAGGGCUUGAUAACUAUUUCUGUGUUGAGCAAUGAUAACUUGCACGCAUCCUGUGCUGAAGAAGUGGCUGCAUUACCCCACAGGAUGAGCUGAUCACAUCCGCUGCUCCUGCUCACCCUCCCAUGGCUCAACACUGGGGAGGAGAGCAACAGCUGAACCUGUUCCUUCACCCCAGCAGAGAAAUCAUCACAAGUUCAAAGCCAGACAUCCCCAUCUGGCCUUGCACACUUCCCCACUCCAAUUCUGCUAUGAUGCCAGGGUCAGACUGCUUCCCAAAAUAAGCCCAAUUAGGGAAGUAGCUGCUGUGUCUCAGCUGACCCUCUGCUGUCCAGCCUGGCACAACCAUCCAUGCCCUCAGCACCACGUGGGUCCUCCCUCUCCAUCCCCUUACCCUGGGAAGUCUGCAGAGCUGUGCUGCUGCUGUAAGGUCCAGUGUCAGAGGUGCCCACAGAGUGGUCUGUGCAGGUAGAGAGCUUGGCUCUCAUCUCCCUUACACUGCACGGCCCAGUGAUGGGGGUCCAGGAGCAGCAGCACGCUGCUGGGUGUGACACUGCUCACACACAUGAUUGUGCCUUGUGUCACUGCUGCCACGCUCUGCCUGGAAGCUUCUCACCUUUCGUUUUCAUUCCAUGCGUCCUAUGGGAUUUUCUUGCACCUCACCCCUCUUUGCAAUGGGAACAUCAAGUUGAAGUGAUGGGGGGAAGGAAAUCUGUGGGUUAAGCUGCAAAGCUCUCCUCUCUGGGCUACAGGGAUGAGCCUGAGCACGGGCAGAAGCAGAGCAGCUGGCACAGCAGCCUGUGGGUUCUGCUUCAGAAGCUUUUGAGCCUUCUGGAUCAGGGCCUAAGAUCACCAGGAACACCUGGAAGCCCUCUGAGAAACAGAAUUGAGCUUAAGCAGAGGGACCUGCAGGUGGGCAGUGAAAUGCCUGCAAGGUGUGGUUAAUGCAGAGAACCCCCCACGCGCUCUAUCACCAAAAAAGGAGGCCCAGGGGAGGGCCUCCCCUGGCCCCAUUCUCUAAAAGGAGGAUGUAGUGGGGUGGGGGUUGGUCUCUUCACCCAGAAAACAGCGACGUGAUGGCAGGUGAUGGCCUCAAGCUGCGGGGAGCAGCGGUGGCUGCCGACCCUACACGGAGAUGGCAGCCAGCAGGGGGACCAUGUGCACCUUCAUCCAUCUGCGCACCAUCAGCAGGGCAGAGAGCAGCUGGGAGCCUGGGCUCACGCAGAUCUUGCCCCCGAAAUACACCGCUCCCCAUUGAGUGCUCCGUUCUUUCCCAGCCUACCAAAAAGUGCACACGCUAUGGAAGUUCCAUCACUCAUCUCCUGCCAGCUGCUGGGCUCGGAGGAAUUCCGUUAUCACACAUGCCUUCCUUAGGGAUGGCGUUUGGGGUGAGCUGCCGGAGCAUUUUACCUCUUCCUACAGCUCCUGGGGGAUAUCCAGGCUUUCUGUGCAGCUUCAGCAUCAUUCACUCUCUUUGCCACUGGAAAAUCAAGAGGGGAGGCACCUUUUCCAACAGCCACACUGCCAUCAUAGCGGGGUUGGUGACUGGACUGCUCUUACACCUGGCUAUUGUCAUUAUCAUUGUUAAAUUAAAAGGCAGGAGGAGCCAUGACCUAUCUGCUCCUGCAGCUCCCAGAGCAGGGGCUGCAGCAGAGUACAUGACAGCGUAUGCUGAGGUCGCUGCUGUCCAGCAGGGCACAGAAAGGUGACCCAAAGAAGUUGCCAACCUCAGGGUUGGAGACCUUCAACACCAUUUAUGCCACCAUCCAAGACAUGGCCCAGUCGCAGAUGAUGAGAAGAUGAGCAGCAGGAUGCUGGGGUGCUGGGAGCAAGAGAAGAGCCCCUGCUUGAUGGUCGUUGAGCUGCAGCCCAUGGCACAGCCCUGCAGUGCCCACAUGCCUGCUGUGGAUCUGCUCCCUGCCACUGGGGAGCCGCCCCAUCACGACGCAGUGCUCACCUGGGACAAGAGAUCUGAUUGCGUGUUGCCAUCUGGGUGAGAUUUGGAAUCCUAUAUUUGUGUUCUGUGGCCACCCUGGGGGACAUGGGCCAAAGCUGUGGCUGCACAUUGCCCUGCUCAUUGCGUUGCCCAUCCCGUUGCUCUUGGGAUGCUCCUGCAGCGAGGAGCCUCAGCAGAGGCUGUGCAGAGGGAUGGGGGGGGGGCUCAGUGAGACUCUUCAGCCACAUUUUUUUUAAUUGCUUUUUAACCUGAAUACUUUACUGCUUUGGUUACUGAACAAAGAAAGUAAAAAUAACACUUGGUAAAAUGUGGUAGAAAACCAAGUGUGAGAACACACACCUCUGCCAUGCACUGAGUUUCCACAGCACCGCUUGCAGCGACCUCACAGCCCCUGCGGUGCCCAUCCCCUGCACCCAGCGCUGCUCCGUGCUGCAGUUCAGCUACGUGUGCUCCUGCAGGAGAUGCUGCAAGGCUGCACUGGGAGGGAGGGGGUUCACUCUCAGGGGAAAAAACGUGACAAGGAAUGUGGCCCGGUGCCAUUCUGCACAACUCCUUUUAUAUACUGGUAUGUGAAGCACCGGAGACUUGUGGUUGCAAGCAGCUCUGAACCACCCUGGGCAGCCCCCAGCCUUGAGGUGCUGCAUGGGGAGCACAGCUGGGGCUGCUCCUUACAGGGGCUGGGCUGCAGGAGGGGGAUGUGUUGCUCUGCAUUGUCCCAGUGCCCCUCGCCAUCCAUUUCCAGACGGACACAUCUUCCCACGUGCUGCUUCCCCCGCUCUUUGUCUUGUCUGCACGGAUACUGAAUUAUUCAGGGAUGGAACCGGAGAUCCUUUGAAGUGCCUGGCACAGGAGAGCCCUCUAGGAGCUGCUGGAAUAGAAAUGCAAGACACAUCUGAGCUCCAUUUCUUUCUGCUGCUUCUUCUUCUUCUUCUUUUUUUUUUUUUGAUGAAAAGCAUCUUAUUGACAAACCCACAGUGCGUUUUCUGCGUUUUCACAGCAUGGUCAUACACGGUUCAUUUUUCUGUUUCUUGAAUUCGUACCCAUCAAUUAAAACCAGAUUUAAUGCUCUGUG